This is a messenger RNA of Cladophialophora immunda, 3064 nucleotides long. RefSeq lists its product as uncharacterized. The transcript is spliced from 2 exons. Lineage: Eukaryota; Fungi; Ascomycota; Eurotiomycetes; Chaetothyriales; Herpotrichiellaceae. Bases 68 to 1813 code for a protein of 581 amino acids. Gene Ontology annotation, molecular function: magnesium ion binding; cobalt ion transmembrane transporter activity; cobalt ion binding. The record is from RefSeq and is a predicted model, not a curated record.
AAUUUCUUUCUAGAAGCUACAGGCCUUACGCUCGUCCUCUACGCCCUUCCCCGACAAACAGGCUGCCAUGGCACAGCCCCAGCCCGCACAGAACCACGGGGUAUACGAUCUGGACGAUGAUUCGGCCUUCAACGAGUGCGAGGCAAGGCUGCAGGAGGCUCCAACGGAGAACUUCAUUGUCAGCUUCGACAGCACCGAGGCCAAAUGUGCCGUCGACAUCGGGCGCGACGGCGUCCUGGAGUGGCUGCAGCCCGACCGUCGCAAUGCGAGUCAAGCCUUGUGGUUGAACUUCUGGGCCUCCGAAUCACAAAAACCCAUCAUCGAGGAAGUGGCCAGGAAGUACGACCUUUCUCCCAGGCUUGCAGGCCUGCUAUGCCAGGCUAUUACUCCCCCCGGGGAAGAGAAGAGCGUUGCGUCCACGGGCAGCGAUACAUCACGUUCUUCCACCUCCGCACCGCAGAAGACCCCCCGGGCACAGGCCACCGACAUUGAGAAAGGCCUGCCCCUCCAAUCGGCAAACCUACAACCGGCAACGGACCUGGGCGAUCUGGAUGGCUUGACGUUUCAUAGGGUGGUGAGGAACCUGUGGCAUUUCUGCUCCGUCGACUUUGGCCGCCGAUAUAUCUACAUCGGCUUCAACGCGUUGUACUCUCUCCCCAAGGCCAAGGAGGCGACAACUCCGGAUGCCGGUGCACCUGCUGAUGACACUGCCAACAUGUCACGGGGCAAGGAGAAGGAUGGCAGUAAGCCACCGGGCCAGCGGAUAUGGUCCUCUCUACUUGUAUGUGACGAUGGGACCGUCAUUUCAGUGUUUGAACGCCCCCAGCGCGGUGAACCUCACCUCGUUUCGAGGCGGAACGUCCUUAAUGUGUUCCAUCACCUCUCCAAGCAACAUAACAAGGACAGCUCGCGAGACGCCCUGAUGAAGGUGCGCGUGCGGUGGAACGAGUACUCCAACAACAACACAGCCGGCUACGAUCCAAAGGAGGCGGCGAGCCUUUUGUUCUACUACCUCUUCGACGACUGGGUCUCGACGUACAGGUUGAUCGCCCGGCUUGACCAUCCCUAUCGCAGGGAGCUGGAAGAGAUGCAACAGCUCAUGUUCAAAGCGGCCGACGUGUCUCACGUCAAGAAGGUGCAUGAGAUUGGGACCCAGCUGACAGUCCUCAAGCUCAUGUACGAGAGUUACGAGUGGAUCGUAUCGCGCCUCCUCCACAGUCAAAGAUUGGCAAUAGACGCCAACAGUCUACUCCUGUCGCCCCGGGGCACGUUCCACGAUCAAGACCUCAAGGCGGGUCAUCAGACUCCCGCAUCGCAUUUCGCCCCGUACGAGGAGGGCUUCCUGGCCGAUGAUUCGAGGUCAAAUGUCAAGUUGAGCUUUUCGGCCGUUGCCCGCUUCGAGAGACUGCUGGGAAGGAUUCGACUGUAUGCGCUGACGGAAAUCGACGAAUGCAUCAAGCAGAAGGAGUCGCUUGUGCUCAUGAACUUCAACUUGGUCGCCUUGAAAGAGUCCCAGGCCGUGGAGAGGCUCACCCGAACCACGAUCUUGCUGGCCAAAGCGACCAUCCUGUUCCUCCCGGUCAGUCUGAUGACCGGCUACUUUUCCAUCCAGCUUCCCGAGAUCGCCGAGCAGUACACCCUCAAGACGUACUGGCUCAGUUUCCUCGUCGUCAGCAUCCUUUCCAUCCUGUUCCUGGUGGUCUUCGGCAUCACCACCCACACGUUGGAAGGCCAGACCGUCUAUCGAUCCAUCACAGGCACAAUCGGAAGCGCGAUUUUCGACGCCGGCAAGAGGAAAAAGAAAUCGGAAUAAAGUCUGCCGUCACCGGGUGCCGUCCAUCCUCGAUGGCCAAGGCACCAUCUCUCUUUUGGAGCUAUCCCACUGAUAACAUCCGCCCUCCCCGACAUUGUAUCGAUAGUAGUUUUCCGUGCCGGCCGGAAUCAAGGCGCGGCGCAAAGUGAUGUUGAUGCGACCUCUGUCGGCCUCGGCGCCCUUUCGUUUCGGAAUGCUAUGCAGCCAGUUGGGCUGGGUCGGGCCUCGCAUCAGAAUCAUGUCGCCACUCGCCAGGGGCAGCUUGAUGUCCCUGGUCUCCAGCUCUGGCUCGCCAUCCCUGGGAGGUUUGUGCUUCAUCAGGAAAUCCCUCUUGGCCCCCAGCGUGAACGACGCGAUGGCUGGCUCGGGGCCCAGGAAUCGCUCAUCGUCGCUGUGAAACGAGAUGCUGUCGUUGCCGGAUGCAUAAUAGUUCACCAGGCAGAAGUUGUACUUGGUGUCGGUGUUUGCUUCAGUCACUCUGCGCAGGAGAUCCAGGCACUCCGGGAUGGGGCGUGGGUUGCACUUAUACUUGUCCUUUCGAACCGUCUUGGACGGGUCCGACGCCUCGACGAUGCGCAACCCGUCAUCCGCAAAGCGACUCGUCUCGUCGAGACCGAACACGGUGGUGAACCGCGGCGUGUUGACGAGGGUCUCCUUGCCGAAGCGUUUGAUGGUGUAUUUGACGCGGUAGAAGAAUAGCUCGGAGCGGAGGAAAGUGAAGAGCUCCCGUUCGAUCGAUUUCGGGAUAAAUGGUUGGAAAUACAGCAAGUCCAGGUCUUGUUGGUCCCUGAUCUCUUUGCCUUGGGCGGUGACCAGCAAUUCGAUCUCCGACGCGACAUGACUAGGCAGGUGAGGGAUCGGCCAGGGGUAUGUUGAAUGAUUUGUCGUCCUGGUCACGGAUCUCGGACCAGGGAGGGUGUCUGCCGUUGCUUCUGCGGGCUCGUCGGCGCGUGCCUUCUUGCUUGGCGUGGAGAAGUAUGUAUCCAGAGUGCGCUUGGCCAUCAUCUAGGAUCUUCGCUUUUGCAGCUUUCCAGGGAUUCAAGACCUCGAAUGGCUACGGACUUGGUGGGCCACCAGAUGGGUUGGGAACCUGGACGAGGCGGGAGGAUGACGGGCGGUGGCGGAGUAGCAUAUACAUACCUAGCUUUGAUAUCGACGACGUCAUGAUGCCUCAACGCGGACGCGUCGUCCAGGCGCGUGAAGUAUACGACCAGGAAGGACGAUAGACAUGGGAAAUGACAAAAGCCACAA